AUGUCAAGCACGGACGGUGUGGCCGACACGCUGCCGCGGCGCCGUGCGGGAGCGGACGAGCGGAAGGAGGCCGUAAGCAGCGACCAAGUGUAUGAAUGUGAUUACGAUGCUAUACGUGUGAAGUCCCGCCCCGGUUUUGUGAGGAGGUGGAACAAUAUCGUCGCCGGCUUUCUUUGGUCGUUGUUUCACUUCCACCUGACGUACAAAUUGAUACUGCAGGUAAUUGCGGCUGAUAGAAAGUUCGCAGUUCUGACGCAACGUCCAUUCCUGCUGGCCGAGUUGGCGCUUUUUUGGGGCUUGUUGUUGUGCGCGGUGUACGGGGUGUUUCACUUCGACAACUGCGUGCGAUUUCACGUUGAGAACUUCGACGCAUUCCCCAAGAUGUACAGCGAUCAUGCCAUACAGGCGGCGUUGAUGCACGGUGACCUCAAGAACUACAGGUUCGCGAAGCAGCUCUAUGGCUCCAUAUUCUUGGCUCCCAUGCGACUGUUGGCCUGCAUCGUUUUCUUCGCUAUGAGCGUCAUCCUCGUCGGCUUUCCACUUACACUUUUCGGAGGGUGCUCCAGACAGCUGACAAGGCUAUACGUGGCCACCAUGUUUUACUACAUAACACUUUUCAGUUUCUGGGGCAUGGGCAUAUCCGAGGUCAAGACGGUAUACGCGGAUGGCGUCACCCGAGACAAGCCUAUAAACGUGAUCAGCAACCACAUCGGCAUUCUGGAUGUGAUCUACAUGCUGCAUAGCGGAUCGUUUUCGUUCGUGUGUAAGAAAGCAUUGGAGCCAACUUUCAUCAUCGGGCAAUUCAUCCGCCUGCUGAACUGCAUCACCGUAGAUCGUCAUUGCGCAUCCAACCGCAAGGAGGCGUACCGUGCCAUCGUCCAUCGUAUGAAGUCUAUUAACGAAGAACACGAGAGAGUGUCGAUGGUGGUCUACCCCGAAGGCACAACUUCCAGAGGAAACAUUUUGCUGCCCUUCAAGCAUGGCGCCUUCGGUGCGCUGGUCCCACUGCAGCCUCUGCUGAUGGUGCUAGAGUACAGCUACAUGAACAUCACAUUCGACGCUUUCCCAUGGAAGUGGUGGGCGGUAAACAGCUGCUGCUCUCCAGCGAGCGUGCGCCUCAUCGCAUACUGGCUUCCAGCCAUCCAGCCUCCGACUGCGGAGGAGGUUGAGCUGAAGGGGGAGCACGAAUGCGUACGCGAGUACGCGAAAACUGCAAGCCGUCUAAUGCGCGAGGCCAUCGUCAAGCUGAACCCCCAUGUAGAUAUGGAGUACUUGCAGAAGAAGAACGUUGUGGUCUCGCCUGCUUGGCGCAACAAACUUUUGGCUCGUCUGUACGGCCCAGUAAUGCAGCGUUACUACAAAAUAACCGACGAAGAGAUGCGCCAAACCGAAGAAGUGGUUUUCCACUAG
This is a messenger RNA of Babesia ovata, 1410 nucleotides long. RefSeq lists its product as uncharacterized. Gene Ontology annotation, molecular function: acyltransferase activity. Lineage: Eukaryota; Apicomplexa; Aconoidasida; Piroplasmida; Babesiidae. The coding region runs from base 1 to 1410 and encodes 469 amino acids. The record is from RefSeq and is a predicted model, not a curated record. The transcript has 4 exons.